UUCCAGGAGACUCAGUCUGAUUUGGAAGUUAUCUUAGAGUUCCUGGAGGAGUACUACAGACAAAGCGCUGCGGAAAAUGCUCGCUCCAUGCCUGCAGGUAGAAAGCUGCGACUUUUCCACUUCCUGUUUGAGAUGUUGGAGGAUCCGAGCAUGGCCCACUGUUUGUCCUGGGUGCCAGCAGCGGCAGGGGUUUUCCGCUUUUCCUCCAGGAAUAAGGACCAGGUGGCAGCGCUGUGGGGGCAGAGGAAGGGUAACAAGAGGCCCAUGACCUACCAGAAGAUGUCCCGGGCUCUCAGGAACUAUGCCCGGUCUGGACACAUCUUCAAAGUGAAGAAAAAGCUCACCUACCAGUUCAGCCGAGACACUCUGAUGUCCCUGCAGAGGUUUCACGGACAAGUUUUGUAG
Molecule: messenger RNA, 405 nt
Organism: Nematolebias whitei (Rio pearlfish)
Lineage: Eukaryota; Metazoa; Chordata; Actinopteri; Cyprinodontiformes; Rivulidae
Gene: spi2
Product: Spi-2 proto-oncogene
Exons: 2
Biological process (GO): cell differentiation; regulation of transcription by RNA polymerase II
Cellular component (GO): nucleus
Molecular function (GO): DNA-binding transcription factor activity, RNA polymerase II-specific; sequence-specific DNA binding
Source: RefSeq, a predicted model, not a curated record